UUCAUUGACCAUCUAUCCCGGAUCGCAACCGUGCUGUGACAGAUGCACCGAGCAUGCAGUACGCGCAGGAUAUUGUAUCUUAUGCACUGACGACAUGAUGGGAUUGUCGUGAGCAUGAUUACCACAGUCUUUCUUUUUUAAUUAACUGAAUUCAGUCGCUAUUCACAAUGUCGUUGAUACGGGUGGAAGAUUUGGUCUCGUACCAGCUUCGAACAAGCUAUCUUAACGAAAUCGCUGACGGUGUUGGCGAGCGCCUUAUCACUAUCAAUGAUACCUUCCUCAACACUGCUCCUUUCAAAGCCGCUGGCUGGCGAUCUAACCCAUCAUACAUCAAACGAACACAUUCGCCCCCGAUACCCACUGCUAUUGCCUCCGAAUAUUUCCAGGCUGCGCCCAGAUCUACCGGCUUAACACUUGAAGAUGAAGCGGAGGAGGGUGGCAUGCUAACUGGAGGUGGGGGAGAUACGUUAGGACCUGGAAGCGCUUUGAAGCGUCGAAGAGAAAGACGUCGAGAACAAAUGGAAGAAGAUGACAGCAGUGAUCUGAGCGAUGAGAGCGAUGAUGAUACUGAUCAGAGAGCAGCCCAGCAAAUAAGAUUCGCGAAGAUGCCACUUAGGAGCCGCGCUGGAUCAUCGCCAAUUCAAUCGUCUAAUCUGCGACAAGCCACUACCAUGUCAUCUCCGCGUACCGCACCAGCACCGAGACGAGGGUCGCAACCUACGUUGGAGACCGUUAAGGAACGGCCACGAAGAGACACCGUCACUAGUAGUGAGGUCUCAUCCGACAACGAGUUCGAUGCUUCGGGUUUUCAUAAACAUCGAGAAGCUGCGAGAGCCAGAGCGGCACGGUCGCAUUCUAAAUCUUCCUUAGAACCUAACCAAGGAAUCAAACGCCAGGAAAGCGAGUUGUUGGCUGAGGAGGACGAGAACUCUGACGGAUCCGAUACUUCAUCGGCUUUCGUCGCAAGUGUUGAUUCGACUUCUAUCUUGGAUACGGUCGAGAACCCGGCGGUAGGCACUUCACCUGGUCAACAGGUCGUGGGAACCGUGCCGAAACAGCUGCUUCGACAAUCUACAGUAAGAAAACCGCCACCACCGCCUCAGUCACAGAUGCUUCAAGCCCUCCCACCUCCUCGACCUAUGAGCGCAGUUAGGCCCCUGAGCAUGCUUCAGCCUCGCAGUCUGUUAUCGGAAUCUCUCAAGGCGAAGAUGACUAAGCCAUCCAUGCCAUUCGAUACGUUUGCAACCCUAUCUGGUCAGGGCGACCCCGACCCCCUCCGAAUGCGAAUCUAUGCGCCGUUCUCCGAAGAUCCCGAAAAGCCUUUUGAGGUCCUCAUACGGCGGAAUAUACAAGAGGCGGACGGAACUUUCAGACCAGUGGCUGUCGCUGAGUUGAUUGGUCUGAGUCUAUGGAGAUACCAUGCCGAAAAGCUCCAGCCUCCGGUGCCAGCCGAUAAGUUGAACGUGAAUUGGUGGACGCUAAGGAUGGUCGAGGAAGGCGGCGAGGUGGACGAUGAUUUCGAACCAUUGGAUCGUAAGAAACCCGUCAAUUCAUUCACUACGGCGAACAACAGAGCAGCAAGAUCACGGUCUGCAUCGAAGGCCUACGACGAGUUUGCCUUAGUACAAGCUUCAGAGGCCGGGUUCAUAGACAACCAAACUCAAACUCCCCAGUAUGAGCAGCAAGAUGUAGUGGAAUCUGUAGCCGAUGAGGAAGCAACUCCAAGGAGCACUCCCUUGCCCCAAGCUUCUCCAUUGACAGCAUCACACGCGCGAUCGAAUCCGAUUAUCACUACAACUUACCGAGUGGACGCGCCCCUGGCCGAUAAACCCGAACGUAAGCUUGAGGCGCCAGCUGCAAGCAGAGGGCAACAUAAACUCCUACGAGUCCGCAUCAUGUCAUCUGAUAUCGCCCCUGGACAAAUGGUUACCCUUGAUGUCACAACCGAUAUGUAUUUGGCAGAGGUUCUUGAUCUCAUCUGCCGUAAGAGGCAGCUUGACAAGAACAUACAUGUCCUCAAACUCCCCGACUCUGGAGCUGUGGUCUACGAAGACCGUACAGUUUCGUCUAUUGGCAAUGCUAUGGACUUAGAACUCCAUCGUCGCCGAUUUGCAACAGAUGGCCUGACAAUGACAGGUUCUCCUAGCAGCCCCUCCCCCAAACCACAUAUAUGGAAUGAGGUUCCCCAGAAGGGGAAGAAGAAGCUUAUGACAACGCACCCUCUUGCCCAGGAAACCAUGAUGCAAGACGAGGCCGGUAGUGGUGAUGUGAAAUACAAGAAAUACACUGUCUGGCGUAAGCAACCGAUGAGAUUUGUCGGUAUGAAUGAGCGAAUACUCGUCAUCGAUGGUGAGUAUGUGUACAUUCAGCCAUCCUCUGGAGGCAAGGCAACGCGCGAAGGAGGCAAGACCACGACUGUUCAUUUCAGUAAUGUAGUCGGAUGCAGUGUUUCACGUCGCCACCCAACCAACUUCAAGCUUCUCGUAUAUAAAGCUACGGAGAGCAAGAGGUACGACUUCGAAGCUAGAAGCACUCAAGAAGCAAUAGAAAUCGUGCGUGAACUUAAGAAGGGAAUUUCACCUUACAACAGGGACAUAUAGGGAAUGCCCUUGAAGGGCACCCUUGGAACCGCCGUUAUCCAGAUUUAAAUCUGAGGACGUAACUCCGCUGGUGAGUUUCUGUCUACUGAGAGUGUGAUGAUCCAGGACGUGCCCAUCCGGUAGCUCGGAUGUCAGGUAUCUAACAGACCACACAAUGUGUACGGGGCCGUUUGUAAUUCUGCGAUGGGCCCGUGAAGUUUAGGGCUAGGUUAGUCUAACGUUGAACGGGCCGGGCAGAUGGCUUGCCAUACAAUACAGAACUCCCCAAAUGGACCAUGGAAUUUAAGUCUUCACUGCCUAGUGUGCAUAUAAUUGACCGUUAUAUAAGCGGUUCCAAAGACGAGUGCUCGAAUUAAAAGGGCGUUUUUGGACCGAAGCCACCGGGGCUU
Molecule: messenger RNA, 2989 nt
Organism: Annulohypoxylon maeteangense
Lineage: Eukaryota; Fungi; Ascomycota; Sordariomycetes; Xylariales; Hypoxylaceae
Product: SIN1-domain-containing protein
Exons: 3
Coding region: 168-2600 (810 amino acids)
Biological process (GO): TORC2 signaling
Cellular component (GO): TORC2 complex; plasma membrane; cytoplasm
Molecular function (GO): phosphatidylinositol-4,5-bisphosphate binding
Source: RefSeq, a predicted model, not a curated record